GGCUUCCGGGGGUGGCUUCUGGCCUUGUCGGCAUGCUGGGCCUGCACCAGGCCGUGGCUCUCUGGAGGUCAUUCAGCCCAGCACCCCCUGAGCAAGUCCCUCAGGGUUUGUCCACGCGGCUUUGGAAUGUCCUUAGGCAAGGAGACUCCACAGGUUCUCUGGGCAAGCCGCGCCCACCGAGGAAGGAGGAAAGAGAAGUGGAAGCAGACGGAGCAGUUCCUGAGAAGGAGGAGAGGCGCGAGCCCAGCCUGAUGCACCCCCUGCGCCGCCGCCGGAGCUACGUCCCGCCCGAGGACCUGCAGAGCUGCCUGGAGUCCCACGUCAGGGAGGUCUUCGGGCCCUCUGUUCCCGAGGACUGGCAGCAGGCUCCCCUGCAGGAGAAGAGGCUGAAGCACCGCCUGCUGGCCCGGCUGGCAGCGGAGCUGGGACAUGCCGUCCCCAACUCGCAGCUGCACCGCAUGCGCUGCGCUGGGGACGUGCUGGGCUUCUACUGCACCCCUGUGAGGGACGGCACCAAGAUCGAUGAACUCGCGGCCGCAGAGCUGCCCCCGAACCUGAAAAUCAUCUGGCAGCAGUGAGUCCCCCCAUGCAGCAUCCUGUGCCUGGCUGGUGCUGCAGGGCAGCAGCAGAGCCCUCUGGUUGGGGUGAGAGCUGUGAAUUUCGGUAAUAAAGGUUCACUGAGCUGUGCUCA
This is a messenger RNA of Camarhynchus parvulus, 691 nucleotides long. Its product is annotated as 39S ribosomal protein L50, mitochondrial-like. Lineage: Eukaryota; Metazoa; Chordata; Aves; Passeriformes; Thraupidae. The transcript is spliced from 2 exons. Gene Ontology annotation, cellular component: mitochondrion; mitochondrial large ribosomal subunit. The record is from RefSeq and is a predicted model, not a curated record. Bases 33 to 578 code for a protein of 181 amino acids.